AUGGCCACCACUGUGGCGAUCACCGCCCAGCAACCUGAUAUCCAAUACCUCCCGGACGUCGACAAAUGGCACGCUCGCACCGAGCGUCGUCUACGCCUUGAAACACUUGCCACUGACCUCCCUACCGACUUCCCAAGAAAGCUUGACUCAGAUUUAGUCUGGGAUGGUAAAGACAUCGCAGAACGGUACAACUGGACCUAUGUCCCAACCGAUGCCGAUCGCGAGGAGAUUGACGCUGCAGUGCAGCAUAUCAGGUCACUAAACAAACCCCUGGGCUUCAUCAAUCCCGAGUCCUUCCCUCUACCCACGCUACACUCGACGUUGCGUGAUAUCUCGCGCGAGCUUCACAACGGAUACGGAUUCAAGGUCGUCAGCGGCGUGCCCGUGGACCGGUACUCGCGCGAAGAGAACAUCAUUAUCUACGUGGGAAUCUCCUCCCAUGUAGCACCGAUCCGCGGCCGCCAGGAUUCGUUCUACGACGGGAAGCCGGCCGACGUGAUGCACAACCACAUCAAGGAUCUGAGCACGCAGGCGCAGAGUAAAGGCCGCAUCGGAGCGCCUGCCUACACCACCGAUAAGCAGGUCUUCCACACCGACCAGGGAGACAUCAUCUCUCUUUUCGCCCUCAGCGCGGCCGCGGCGGGCGGCCAGAGCAAGCUAGCCAGCAGCUGGCGCGUGUACAAUGAGUUGGCGGAGAAGCGGCCGGAUCUCAUUCGCACGCUUGCGGAGAACUGGCCUCUCGAUGGAUUCGGCAACCCCCAAACCCCAUACUACGAGCGUCCGCUCCUCUUCCAUCAGGCAGCCACUAACAAGCAGCCCGAGCGCGUUCUAAUACAGUACGCUCGUCGCAGCUUCACGGGCUUCCAGGACCUGCCCAGGUCCAAAGAUAUACCUCCCAUCACUGAAGCACAGGCGGAGACCCUGGACUCGCUGCACUUCUUGGCCGAGAAGUACUCGGUUGGGCUGGACUUCCGCAAGGGCGACAUUCAGUAUAUCAAUAAUCUGAGCAUCUUCCAUGCCAGAGAUGGAUUCCAGGACACCCCAGAACAGCAACGCCAUCUGAUCCGUAUUUGGCAGCGUGACCCAGAAUAUGCAUGGGACACUCCCGGGCCGUUGGACAGGGCCUGGAAACAACUCUAUGAUGGAGUCACGCCUGAGACCCAGGUCUUCCCAUUGGAGCCCUAUAUCCGGGGUCCGGCAGCUGGUGGGAAGAAGGACUAAAUUUCUGGUGCUUGUGUCAGGC
This is a messenger RNA of Aspergillus homomorphus CBS 101889, 1243 nucleotides long. Its product is annotated as Clavaminate synthase-like protein. The record is from RefSeq and is a predicted model, not a curated record. The coding region runs from base 1 to 1221 and encodes 406 amino acids. The transcript is spliced from 4 exons. Gene Ontology annotation, molecular function: oxidoreductase activity. Lineage: Eukaryota; Fungi; Ascomycota; Eurotiomycetes; Eurotiales; Aspergillaceae.